This is a messenger RNA of Racocetra persica, 207 nucleotides long. NCBI's taxonomy places the organism in Eukaryota, Fungi, Glomeromycota, Glomeromycetes, Diversisporales, Gigasporaceae. The record is from the annotation of a GenBank genome assembly.
GUAUCACCAUAUCUUUAUGGACAAUUGGAUACAGAGAUUCUUGAAAUUUCAAAUCAAUCAAAAUUGGUUCUACUAUACAGUCUUGCUAUUCAAGUUGUUACAGGCAGUUUGGAUCUUCACAAAAAUCAUGAGAGUAAGUUAUCCGAACUAAGAUGUUCUAAUAGAAAUAAGGGAUACCAUGAUUGUGAAAGAUUUGAAGAGUUGUAG